Molecule: messenger RNA, 3365 nt
Organism: Anoplopoma fimbria (sablefish)
Lineage: Eukaryota; Metazoa; Chordata; Actinopteri; Perciformes; Anoplopomatidae
Product: cyclic AMP-responsive element-binding protein 1-like
Exons: 8
Coding region: 167-1147 (326 amino acids)
Biological process (GO): regulation of transcription by RNA polymerase II
Cellular component (GO): nucleus; ATF4-CREB1 transcription factor complex
Molecular function (GO): protein binding; cAMP response element binding; DNA-binding transcription factor activity, RNA polymerase II-specific
Source: RefSeq, a predicted model, not a curated record
GCUGCCUCUCGCUGCCGUCGUCUCCCCUCGUCCUCCUCUCCGUGUUGUUGUUCUCGGUGACGCGACGGAGGUGUAGCCUGACGCGGUCUCUUACGUGUCGGUCUGAAUAAAAGUGGAGCUCCGUAGACCCGGGAGUGACGAAGCGAGUCUGUGUUGAUUUUUUUAAAUGACAAUGGAGGCUGGUGCAGACACACAGCAAAGUGGUGAAACAGUUGUCUCGGAGUCUGAGGCGCAGCACAUCACCCUGGCCCAGAUUCGUGACUGUGCGUUGCCGUGGUUACAGGCAACCAUAGCAGCUGGCCAGGUGACAACCAGUGGUUCCACUGUAACACUAGUGCAGUUACCUAAUGGUCAGACAGUCCAGGUGCACGGGGUGAUCCAAGCUGCCCAGCCCUCUGUCAUCCAGUCCCCACAAGUCCAAACCGUACAGAUUUCAACUGUUGCUGAGAGUGAAGACUCUCAGGAGUCCGUAGACAGUGUGACAGAUUCUCAGAAGAGGCGAGAGAUCCUGUCCAGACGACCUUCUUAUAGGAAGAUUCUGAACGAUUUAUCGUCGGAUGUUCCAGCAGUUCCUCGAAUUGAGGAAGAAAAGUCAGAAGACGACACAGCCCCUGCCAUCACCACAGUCACCAUGCCGACUCCCAUCUAUCAGACUAGUAGUGGCCAGUACAUUGCCAUCACCCAGGGUGGAGCCAUCCAGCUGGCCAAUAACGGAACAGAUGGAGUGCAGGGCCUGCAGACACUGACCAUGGCCAACGCAGGCCAGGGUGGUGCCACCAUCCUGCAGUACGCCCAGACCACCGACGGGCAGCAGAUCCUCGUGCCCAGCAACCAAGUGGUCGUACAAGCUGCCUCCGGUGAUGUCCAGGCCUAUCAGAUCCGCACAGCCCCCACCAACGCCAUCACCCCUGGGGUGGUCAUGGCAACUUCGCCUGCAAUGGGCACAGGAGGAGGCACAGAGGAAGUCACACGCAAAAGGGAGGUCCGACUUAUGAAAAACAGGGAGGCAGCCCGAGAGUGUCGCAGGAAGAAGAAGGAGUACGUCAAGUGUCUGGAGAACCGCGUGGCCGUGCUGGAGAACCAGAACAAAACCCUCAUCGAGGAACUCAAAGCCCUCAAAGACUUGUACUGCCACAAAUCUGAGUAGAAAGGAAACCAAACGCCUGCCAGGGGCUCGACAGGGGCCUGUCCCCAUGUACAGAGACUCAGCACAGAGCCAUGCAUCUGGAUGCCACUCCCCCUUUUCUACUCUUUUGCUUUCUUUUUAAAAACUGCUGAAAAAUCUGUAAAGUGACUCACCAGGAAUAGAGAAAAACACACCCCCCCUCCCACUUCAGCGUUUAUGAAAUCGUAUUUCUGUUCCCCAUGAGAAGGGUGACGCAAAUGUUCAGAACGGAUGUGGAGGAGACUAGAACCAUACAGGGUCCUUGUGGUGAAGUGACAGAACAGGCCAUGAGGCUGUUCUGUGCGUUUUUUUCGACGCCACCAAAGGGAAGCAUUCCAGUCACUGGUGCCUGGACAAACUGGGCGACAUCACCAGCAACGGGGAACUGCGCAAAUACCAUCACCGAUAACGACGGAACUUUUUACAUUUUAAUCUCCCAAAGACACUCGGAUCAUUUGGAGAGGUUUCCUUUUGUGUGCAUCGUUUGUAACUGUACUUGCGCUAUUGCAUUAACAUCUGUUACUUACUAAUGCUUUGAACUGUAGAUGGGCUGUUUCAUGGACAUUUUUAUCUUUUAGCUGUGUUUCGUUUUAUUAUGUAUUUGGAUUAUCUGCUUGCGUAAUGCCAUUGACCUUUUUUUUUUUUUUUUUUUUUUUUUUUUUUUUUUUUACUUAAAUUUACUUUGCCUUGAUCUGACAUGAACAAAAAAAAAAAAGAAGCUAACUAUUAUGUUGAGUUUUAAAAUCGUCUUCAUGUUAAAUUCAGCUUUAAAGAUACUAGACAAAGACAGGCCGAAGUCAUAAUCUCUCAAGUGAAACAUUUAUGGUCACAAAAGUGUUUAUGUUCUGAUGCAUGUUGCCGGUAAUAUACCUAAGGCUCAUUGUUUUUUGUUUUUUUUCAUUUCUACCAGUUUAAACAAGAUUCCAACUGGGAUUUUGUUUCCUGCUGAUCUCUGUAGUUUACAGUAAACAGCAGGACUGUACCGAAUAGUUCGAAGCUUCAUUCAUAACAUUGACAUUCAAAUUUUAAAUUAACAUUUCUUUUGCAUGUCUAUUCAUUCUGUUUAAACCUUGUGUAUCUGCACAGCUGCAGAUAAAGAUUGGUGCACUAAUUAUAUCAGUAUUUGCCGUUAUAAAAUAUGACUGAAUUCAACGGUUAUUCGAAAACAUAAAUGGAAGCUUCAAAUGUAAAAUGAAAUCAAAACAUUUGGUACAGGGCAGUUUGUGGCAUUUUAUUAAAUGCAGCUCAUGCACAAGACUAUGUAAACAAAAAAUGCUUAAACUGCAGAGUUUUUGUUAAAAGUGGAUUUAAAAAAUAUAUUUUCACUCACAUUUUUGUAUUAUGGAUUUUUCAAUCCAUUUUUUUUAAAUAAAUUGUAUUAAUUCUUGGAUUAUUUUUGAAUGGAAAAACAAAAAUAAUGAGCCUUACUUGUUUGGCAUUGAAAGAAAUACUUUUGUCUCCAUAUUUUAUUAGCAAACUUUGGAGACGCAUGUCCCAUCACUGGAAUCGCGGGUUGCUUGGUAUGUUGGUGUCUUUGAACGGAACGUCAACACAGUUUAGUUAUUGGGAAAGUUUUGAUUUCAUUCUUUUUAAUUGAAGAGAAAAAAAAUCAAUUUCAAUAGUUGGACUUUGUAAUGCGAAUCUGAGAUAUCAGGUCACCUCUAUGUAGUGGUGUCUCCAAAUUCUGUUUCUAGGAUUACGAAGUGGCAUGCUCACUUUCCUUGCACACAAUCCUACAACACUUCGAAUGAUUUAACAGGAAAAUCUCACGCACCACAAACAGGCCAAGCCCGCUGUUACAAGGUGUAAUUAAUCUACAAAGGCCCAUGCGUUUUGUUGCUUAUUAACUCUAAAGGCAUCAUCAUGCAUUUUUAUUAGACAUUAUUAGUUGUGUGGAGCGUCAAAUCUCAACAAGUACGACUCGGUUGCACCUAUCAAACACCCUGUAAAGGAUUGUAAAGUGUGACCAAAUCAAAAAGUUUUCACAGUGAACAAAAAUGAUAUUUUUCAUCAUAGUGGAAUGCCAUGUUGUAUUAUUUUAGGUAUUAUAUAUAUAGUCAUGACAGUAUGCUUUUUUUAUGUUGCUUUUCAUUAAUUUUGUACUCACGAUUUCUAAAUGUCAGCACCAACUUGUAUAAAACAGUGCAUUACGUUAGAGCUAUUCAAAUAUUACAUUUUUGGCAGCUGUUAAUAAAUGUGU